AUGUCGAAGCCGGAAAUGGUGCGACACGGUGAGGCACAGAAAAGGCUCAAUGAGAAAUACCUAUGCGAAACGAUCGAUUCAGGUGACGAUGCGCCAGCAUUGCAACCGGAACAAGAAGCCGACGAUGGCAGCUGCGACGAUGGACCACCGGAUGGUGGCGACUGUGGAGCCUUUGAAACAGCUGGUGAAGGCAGUAGUCGUUUGUCUGAAUGUUAG
Molecule: messenger RNA, 216 nt
Organism: Gongylonema pulchrum
Lineage: Eukaryota; Metazoa; Nematoda; Chromadorea; Rhabditida; Gongylonematidae
Source: the annotation of a GenBank genome assembly